This is a messenger RNA of Lotus japonicus, 3148 nucleotides long. RefSeq names its product translocase of chloroplast 90, chloroplastic. The coding region runs from base 309 to 2708 and encodes 799 amino acids. NCBI's taxonomy places the organism in Eukaryota, Viridiplantae, Streptophyta, Magnoliopsida, Fabales, Fabaceae. Gene Ontology annotation, molecular function: GTP binding; GTPase activity. Gene Ontology annotation, cellular component: chloroplast outer membrane. Gene Ontology annotation, biological process: protein targeting to chloroplast. The record is from RefSeq and is a predicted model, not a curated record. The transcript has 3 exons.
AGAAAAGAAAAAAACAAAGGAAGAGAAAGAGUGAGUUAUGACCGUGUGAGUUGUUGUCUCUAUCUGCCUUAUCCCCCUCCGUAAUCUCCAUCUCCCAAUUUUCUUCUUCUUCAUCCUCCUCGUUCUGCUUCACCUUCAAUUCCUUCGGGAUCCUCUUUCUUCAAAUUAGGGUUUUUGUCAACGCUUCCUUCAUCGGGAUUCGAGUAUCCCAAAGCUUGUUUCACUGCACCUGUCUCUCGCUUUUCGUCCCUCCUCGUGCUUCACGCCCAGAAUUCAAACUCAGUGUCUCCAACAUCUCAUUUCCAAGUAUGAUGAAAGGUGUGAGGGACUGGGUUUUUUCUCAGAUACUGUCCAAUUCAUUGGUCUCAACAACAACCCCGUCGACAUCGGGCAGCGGUAGUUUCUAUGAUGAAGAGCGCCGGGGAGAAGAUAUCAAUGACCAAGGUACAGUUCACUCAGCUAGUGCAGUAUCAUCACCAGUUCCUUCAGACACAUCAAGCUCUUUUGGUAAUCAGAUUAUUCCGCAUAAUUCCACCUUGCAGCAAAUUUCAGAUGCAGAAAUUUGUCAAUCUCAACAUAAUGCCAAUGAAAGACGGAAUGACACUUUGGCAAAGGUUGAGGAACUCCAAGUUAAAUUCUUCCGUCUCCUCCAGCGUCUUGGUCCGUCACAAGAAAAUCUCUUGGUUACACAGGUUCUUUCUCGGAUGCACCUGGCAACCUUGAUUCGUGCUGAGGAACCAGAUCUAAAAAGAGUUAAUGUUAGUAGCAGGAGAGCUCGAGCAAUAGCAAGCCAACAGGAGGCAAUUGGUAUUCCCCAAUUAGAUUUCUCUUGCAGAAUACUUGUCCUCGGUAAAACAGGAGUUGGUAAAAGUGCUACCAUAAAUUCAAUAUUUGGUCAAGCAAAAGCCAUCACUGAUGCAUUUCAACCAGCUACUAGUUUCAUCCAAGAAGUUGUGGGAAAUGUCAAUGGGCUUAACUUAACAUUUAUUGAUACCCCUGGUUUCCUCCCUUCCUCCACCAAUAAUGUGAAGAGAAAUAAGAGGAUCAUGCUCUCUGUGAAGAGAUUCAUCAGAAAGUCCCCCCCGGACAUUGUUUUGUACUUUGAACGGCUUGAUCUUACUAAUGCUGGUUAUAGUGAUUUCCCACUUCUGAAGCUCAUUACCGAAGUAUUUGGCACAGCAAUCUGGUUCAACACUAUCCUAGUGAUGACUCAUUCUUCCUUACCUAUUCCAGAAGGACCUGAUGGGUAUACUGUUAAUUACGAUUCAUAUAUUUCUCAACGUACCAACAUAAUACAGCAGUAUAUACAUCAGGCAGUGUUAGAUUCAAGGCUUGAAAACCCCGUACUAUUGGUUGAGAACCAUUCUCAGUGCCCGAAAAAUAUUAUGGGGGAGAAAAUUCUUCCAAAUGGACAAGUUUGGAGAUCUAGGCUCUUGCUAUUUUGCAUCUGUACAAAAAUUCUGGGUGAUGUCAAUUCCCUCCUUAAGUUUCAGAACAGUGUAGAACUGGGACCAGCAAAUAGUUCCCGAAUUCCUUCUCUGCCCCAUCUCCUUUCGUCUCUUUUACGUCAUCGUCCUGUACCCAACCAGAAUGGAAUUGAUGAUGAAAUUGAAGAAAUUUUACUCUCAGAUAAGGAAGAAGAAGAUGAAUAUGAUCAACUUCCACCCAUACGGAUCUUGACAAAAUUCCAGUUUGAAAAGUUGUCCAAGGCACAGAAAGAAGAUUAUCUGGAUGAAUUGGAUUACAGGGAGACUCUUUUCUUAAAGAAACAAUUGAAAGAAGACUAUCGUGAGCGUAAACAGAAGUUACUUUUAAAAGAGAAAACACUUUUGGAUAGUGAUCCUUCUGAUGAUGAUCCUCCGGAACCUGUUCUGUUACCAGAUAUGGCUGUUCCUCCAAGUUUUGACUCAGAUUGUCCUAUACACAGAUACCGUUGCCUUGUUACUAAUGACCAAUGGCUUGUAAGACCAGUUCUUGACCCUCAAGGUUGGGAUCAUGAUGUGGGCUUCGAUGGUAUAAACUUGGAGACAGCUACAGAAAUAAAGAAGAAUGUACAUGCAUCUGUUGUGGGACAGAUGAGCAAGAACAAGCAGGAUUUCAGUAUUCAAUCUGAGUGUGCUGCAGCUUAUGUUGAUCCGUGGGGCCCUACCUAUUCUGUCGGUGUUGAUGUUCAAUCUUAUGCUAAAGAUCUGAUAUAUACUAUUCAUAGCAACACAAAGUUGAGAAACAUAAAGCACAAUACUGCUGAGUGUGGUCUUUCUGUGACAUCUUUUGCAAAGAAGUUCUAUCUGGGUGCAAAACUUGAGGAUACUGUGUUAGUUGGGAAAAGAUUAAAAUUUGUCAUGAAUGCUGGUCGCAUGGAGGGUCCUGGACAAGUGGCGUAUGGCGGGAGUUUUGAAGCUAUUGUACGAGGGGAAGAUUAUCCUGUAAGAAGUGACAAUUUAAGUCUGACAAUGACAAUCCUCUCCUUCAACAAAGAGAUGGUGUUGAGUGGAAGUUUACAAUCUGAGUUCAGGUUAAGUCGAAGCUUGAGAGCAUCUGUUGGUGCGAAUCUAAAUAGUCGCAAAAUGGGGCAAAUAUCUGUAAAGAUGAGUAGCUCUGAGCAUUUACAAAUUGCCCUGGUUGGUGUUUUCUCAAUUUUCAAAGUGUUAUCACGUAGGAAGGCAACAAGUAAAAACGUGAUGAAGGAAGUAAUGGACAGAGAUUAGGUUAUGUUUGUUGACUUUGUUCUGUCACUGAUCAUUUUUGUUCAAGGAAGAGGUGAAAGUGGGGAAGCAUUCUACAUGCUAAACAUAGGUAUGGACCAUUUUCCCUGCGAAGGGAGGAUAGAUGAUCAUUUUUGAAGAGUUAGAUUAGUUUCUUUUUGUGAUAAUUCGGAUGCCUGUUUUUGAAGUCUCAUUCAGGUAAACGGAUGGCAUAUUGAACCUAUUGUCUGUACAUAGUUGUUCAAUACUUCAAUUAUCAGUAUCUGGAUUUCACCAACUAUUGGUAUUCAUUUAGUAAAAUGUAGUCAUAACUGUACAGUAAAGCACAGAAACCAUCUGGCUUUUUUGUUAUGUGAUUUGUUCAAAUUAGUUGGAAUAUGAAUGCUUUAACCGGAGUUAUUGAAAUGUGGAAAACGUUAAUGAAGCUCAGGAUAUAUUGAGAA